Necator americanus (New World hookworm) is the source of this 1731-nucleotide messenger RNA. RefSeq lists its product as uncharacterized. The record is from RefSeq and is a predicted model, not a curated record. The transcript is spliced from 16 exons. NCBI's taxonomy places the organism in Eukaryota, Metazoa, Nematoda, Chromadorea, Rhabditida, Ancylostomatidae. Gene Ontology annotation, molecular function: UDP-glycosyltransferase activity. The coding region runs from base 1 to 1731 and encodes 576 amino acids.
AUGGAUGGUGCCAGCAAGGGUCCCACCACGCUCCUAGCCGCUACGCUCCACCGAAGCGCCUCGAGAGAAGCCACAUUUUUUGGAACCAUCUCAGUUCCACUUCAUGAUAUUCUUGUGCAUACUGAAAAAUCUUUGAUGCGCAACGAAAUCGUAAUCUACCUACUAUUACUGCAGAAUCGGGUAUACACUUCUAACAUAUUAAUCUGGAACCCAACCAUCGGCUACAGCCACGUCAAGUUCUUGGGAAAUAUAGCCGAUGUGCUUACUCAAGAUGGUCAUAAUGUGACCAUCUUCUCUCCAGUCAUGGAUCCGCAUAUCAAAACUUUUGGCAACCAGUUAUCAGCAAGAACCGUCCCCUACAAACCAGGCGCUCUCAAUACAGAUGACUGGCUGAAAUUAGAAAUGAAAAGCCCGUCGUUAUGGGAUUCUCCACCUUGUGAUAGUAUCUGCUUCAAUUGGGAAGACUAUGAAGUCGCAUAUGAGCAAAACAUCAUAUAUUGUAAAGAACUGCUCAGAGAUCAAGAAAUGAUAUCUACACUGAAUGAUUCGAAAUUCGAGCUAGCUUUUUCCGAAAGCUUCGAUUUGUGCGCCCCUGGAUUUUUCGAGGUGCUCGGAAUUGAGAAUGCGGUGAUGGUCUCCGCGUUCGGUAUGUUACCGCGCCUGUACGAGAUAGCGGGAAUGUCCGAACUGCCGAGUUUUGUUCCCGAUCCUCUUACUCCAUACUCUGACGACAUGACUUUCAUGGAGAGAUUAACGAAUCUGAAGGUACAUAUCCAAAUAAAGUCCGAAAUGCGACGUUGGGAGCAAAUGUUUUGGGAGGUGUUCAAUGCAAAAUACCCAGGAUUCCCAACAAUCGCAGAAAUCUAUAACAGGAAAACAGCGUUGAUAAUGACGAACGUAAAUGAGUUCGCGGAAAGUGCACGUCCGACGACGAAUAUGAUACGAUAUGGCGGUUCAACCUUGUACCCCACAAAACCACUAACAAAGGAUUUAGAAAACAUACUCAACGAAAGGAAUGCGACAGUAUUUUUCUCGUUGGGAUCACUAGCACAAUCAAAGGACAUGCCGACAUGGCUUAAGAAUGAUAUCAUUAGUACAUUCGCUUCAUUUCCUGAUGUAACAUUCAUCUGGAAAUACGAAGAUGACGACAUUGCUUCGUUCGAAACCCAUCCAAACAUUCACUACUUGAAAUGGGUCCCACAGUUUGACUUGCUGGCUGACAGACGACUCUCGUUGUUUAUCACACAUGGCGGCAUGAAUUCAAUGUUGGAGGCUAUGUUUUGUGCAAAAAGUAUGAUAGUUAUCCCACUAUUUGCCGACCAGCAGUUUAAUUCUAAAACCAUUCAACGAAGAGGACUCGGAACAAUCAUUGAAAGGAACCACCUUAAUAAGAAAACAUUAACGGAAGCAAUCCAAACAACAUUAGGGAACAAAAAAAUUGCUCAGGAAUCUGAAUUUGUCGCAGCACAGCUCGUCGGACGACCGCAACAAUAUCGCGAUGAUAUCGCCAGAUGGGCGAGAGCUAUUAUUGAACACGGCAAAAUGGAUCAUUUGUUACUCCACUCCAGAAAUCUGAAUUUCAUGCAGUACUACUGUGAACAAUGGCCUCUGCACAGAUUUCCUCCGAAGAGAAGCGAGCUGCGUUCAGCCAAGAGAGUACGUGCAAAGCAGAGAAAACUGCCACCAUCACGACUGUGCGAACAAGCAUAUAGUGGGUUCAAAACGACAUGA